Messenger RNA from Dermatophagoides farinae (American house dust mite), 2238 nucleotides. RefSeq names its product acetyl-coenzyme A synthetase, cytoplasmic. The record is from RefSeq and is a predicted model, not a curated record. Gene Ontology annotation, molecular function: acetyl-CoA synthetase activity; AMP binding. Lineage: Eukaryota; Metazoa; Arthropoda; Arachnida; Sarcoptiformes; Pyroglyphidae.
UUCAAAUUAAAUCGGUGCAUCAAAAAAAAUAGACCAUAAAUAUUCACACACACACACACACACACACACAGAUAUAUCUCAUAUACAUCACAUAUCGAUUUUGAAAAUUAAAAAAAAAAUGGACAACAGUAUUCAUACAAGUCCGGCAAAAAGAAUGGCCAACACGAAUGGUGGCGAUAUAGCAAUGAUUAAAAUGAAAACCAUUGAUCGUAUUCGUUGUGAUGAACCACAAUUCGAUAUGACUAUUCGUCGACAAGCACAUUUAAAAUCAAUGGAUGAAUAUUACGAUCUUUAUGAACAAUCGAUUAAAUCACCCGGUGAAUUCUGGACAAAUGUUGCACGUGAUUUUUAUUGGACAACACCAUUGCCAGUGAAUGAAUCAAAAAUUUUAAACUAUAAUUUCGAUAUAAAUGCCGGUACCAUUCGGGUAGAAUUCCUGAAAGAUGUACGAACAAAUAUCACCUAUAAUCUAUUGGAUCGAAUUAUUAAUCGUGGUUUUGGCGAUCGUAUAGCCUAUUAUUGGGAAGGCAAUGAAUUGAAUGAACGUUGUCAGUUUACAUAUUCAGAAUUACGUUCAAAAGUUUGCCGUAUGGCAAAUGCAUUGAAACGUAUGGGCAUCGGUGUUGGUGAUCGUGUGGCCAUUUAUCUUCCAGUUACAAUUGAAUUAGUAACAGCAAUGUUGGCAUGUGCACGUAUCGGUGCCAUUCAUACGAUUGUGUUUGCAGGUUUUAGUGCACAUUCACUUGCUGAACGUAUGUGUAGUGCAAGGGUUAAAAUAUUAAUAACAGCUGAUGGAUCAUUUCGUGGCGAAAAAUUUCUUCAUUAUCAACCAAUUAUUGAUGAUGCAAUUGAAUAUUGUUUAGAACGUAAACUACAAUUACGAUCAGUUAUUAUUGUUAAUCGUUUCAGUCAAUCAAUAAAUCGUAACAAAAAUCAAUAUGAAACAAUAGUUGAACAAUAUCAAUCUCGAUAUGAAUAUUUGAUGCAAUCAUGGAAACAGAUUAAUUCCAUAGAAUCGGAUUAUUGUGAACCAGAAUGGUUAUCAGCUGAACAUCCAUUAUUUAUAUUGUAUACAAGUGGAUCGACUGGCAAACCAAAAGGUGUAUUACAUACCGUUGGUGGUUAUAUGUUGACGACAGCAAUUGUAUUCAAAUAUGCAUUCAAUUAUCGUGAUGGAGAUAUAUUCUUUUGUACUGCCGAUCUUGGCUGGAUUACUGGACAUACGGCAAAUGUUUAUGGCUCGUUAGCAAAUGGUGCAACAAUUAUUCUAUUCGAAGGUGUUCCAGUCUAUCCAAAACCUGAUCGUCUUUGGACAAUAAUCGAUGAUUAUCGUGCAAAUAUUUUCUAUACAGCACCAACAGCCAUACGGUCAUUAAUGAAAUUUGAUGAUAAAUAUGUUCUAUCACAUCCGAUGAAUGAAUUGAAAUUAAUUGCAUUGGUUGGUGAACCAAUUAAUCGUGAUGCAUGGUUCUGGAUUUAUCGUAUGAUCGGUAAAGAACGUUGUCCAAUUAUUGAUACAUAUUUCCAGACUGAAACCGGUGCACCGAUGAUUUUUCCAAUACCAAAUGUCAUUGAUCUUAAACCUGGUUCAGCUACUGUACCAUUUUUUGGCAUUCUACCCGUUAUUUUGGAUGAAAAUGGUAAAGAAAUUUUGGGUACAGAAUCUGGAUUUCUUGCAUUUAAACAAGCAUGGCCUGGAAUAGCACGUACAAUUGAUGGUGAUCAUGAACGUUUUGAAUCCACUUAUUUUGAACGAUUUCCUGGUUACUAUUUUACCGGUGAUGCUGCAUAUCGUGAUUCAGAUGGCCAUUAUUGGAUUACUGGCCGUACUGAUGACCUGUUGAAUGUAUCUGGACAUUUAUUAUCAACAGCUGAAGUUGAAUCAGCAUUAUUGAAAGAUAAACGUGUUGCCGAAGCUGCAUCGGUUCCAAUGCCACAUACAAUAAAAGGACAAUGUAUUUGUGCUUAUAUUGUAACAAAAAAUGGUUACAAUUAUGAUAAUCAAUUUGAAAGAGAAUUACGUGAUUUAGUACGUCAUGAAAUUGGCCCGGUCGCUACACCUGAUCUCAUAUUGAAUGUACGUGCAUUACCAAAAACACGAUCGGGUAAAAUAAUACGUCGUGUAUUGGCAAAAAUUGCUUGUGGCCAAAAAUCUGAUUUUGGUGACAUAUCAACCAUUACAGAUGAAACAAUUAUCAAUCAUUUGAUUGAAAUUCGUAUGGCAAAUUCGGGCUGAUA